This is a messenger RNA of Sitophilus oryzae (rice weevil), 896 nucleotides long. RefSeq names its product BTB/POZ domain-containing protein KCTD12 (gene Ktl). The transcript is spliced from 4 exons. Bases 33 to 740 code for a protein of 235 amino acids. Gene Ontology annotation, molecular function: protein binding. Lineage: Eukaryota; Metazoa; Arthropoda; Insecta; Coleoptera; Curculionidae. Gene Ontology annotation, biological process: protein homooligomerization. The record is from RefSeq and is a predicted model, not a curated record.
CGAGGUGAGAGCGCGUGCGAGUGCCGGGCGCCAUGUCCUCCUCCGCGGGGACCGAGUUCCCCCAGGUGAUCGACCUGAACGUUGGCGGAGUGGUAUACACCACCUCGCUCAAGACGCUCCUCAGCAAGCAAGGAUCCACGUUGCACGCCAUGUUCAGCGGCAAAGAGACGUUGGAGGUUGAUGCCAAAGGGAGGUAUUUCUUGGACAGGGAUGGAGUCUUGUUUAGAUAUAUCUUGGAUUAUUUGCGUGAUGGUACCCUGGUGCUUCCAGAUUGUUUUCGAGAGAAGGAACGACUGAAAAAAGAAGCUCAAAAGUACCAACUUCAUAGCUUGGUAGACAUAAUGGUCAACGACAGUAGGUGUAAACCUCCAGGUGUGAUCACAGUAGGAUACAGAGGAAGCUUUCAAUUUGGCAAAGACGGUCUGGCAGAUGUCAAAUUCCGAAAACUCUCAAAGAUUCUGGUCAGUGGCAGAGCUGCACUCUGCAGAGAAGUGUUCGGGGAAACACUUAACGAAAGCAGGGAUCCUGAUCACGGCCAAGCGGAACGUUACACUUCCAGGUUCUUCCUUAAACACUCCUUCCUGGAACAGGCGUUCGAUAUGCUUCAGGAACAAGGCUUCAAAAUGGUUGGUAGUUGUGGAUCGGGAACAGCGGGAGGCGCUGCAGAACCGAAACCAGGCGUGGACGCCGAAGAGAACCGCUGGAGCCACUACAAUGAAUUCGUCUUCGUUAGAGAGUGAUAGUCCCUCUCUCACAUCGUUCUUGUUUUUCUUGGUUGUAUUAUAAGUACAUAUAUCGAAAAAAAAAAGAAAGAAUCAUAUUCUACAAACGAGUGUACAUUUUCUUUUCUACCUGAUCGUUAACUUUAGUGUAAAUCUAUUUACAAAAUAAAAAUC